UGCGGGCCACUACCGGCUAGUGGCCGCGGGGCCGCCUCGUCCCGCCCCCUUCCUGCAUGGGACCGGCCCUCAAAUCGACUGCUCGCGGCUGCAGCGAGGGAAGAGGGUGCGGCCGUGGCGGCGGGGACUGAGGCACAGACUGACCCGGCGUGGACUGCGGAGAUGCUGGGCGUGGCGGCCGGAAUGACCAACAGCAACAUGGCCAAUGCCUUGGCCAGUGCCACAUGUGAACGCUGCAAGGGGGGCUUUGCACCUGCUGAGAAGAUCGUGAACAGUAAUGGUGAGCUGUACCAUGAACAGUGCUUCGUAUGUGCUCAGUGCUUCCAGCAGUUCCCAGAAGGACUCUUUUAUGAGUUUGAAGGAAGGAAGUACUGUGAGCAUGAUUUCCAGAUGCUCUUUGCUCCCUGCUGCCACCAAUGUGGUGAAUUCAUCAUUGGUCGUGUUAUCAAAGCCAUGAACAACAGCUGGCAUCCUGAGUGCUUCCGAUGUGACCUCUGCCAGGAAGUGCUGGCAGACAUAGGGUUUGUUAAGAAUGCUGGCAGACACCUAUGUCGCCCAUGUCAUAAUCGUGAAAAGGCCAGAGGCCUUGGAAAAUACAUCUGCCAGAAAUGCCAUGCCAUCAUUGAUGAACAGCCUCUGAUCUUCAAGAACGACCCUUACCACCCAGACCACUUCAACUGUGCCAACUGCGGGAAGGAGCUAACUGCUGAUGCUCGGGAGCUGAAAGGGGAGCUAUACUGUCUGCCAUGUCAUGAUAAGAUGGGGGUCCCUAUUUGUGGCGCCUGCCGGAGGCCCAUUGAAGGUCGAGUAGUGAAUGCUAUGGGCAAGCAGUGGCAUGUGGAGCAUUUUGUUUGUGCCAAAUGUGAAAAACCGUUUCUUGGACAUCGCCAUUAUGAAAGGAAGGGCCUGGCUUAUUGCGAAACUCACUAUAAUCAGCUAUUUGGUGAUGUUUGUUUCCAUUGCAACCGUGUCAUAGAAGGUGACGUGGUAUCUGCCCUCAACAAGGCCUGGUGUGUGAGCUGCUUUGCCUGUUCCACCUGCAAUACCAAACUGACACUCAAGGAUAAGUUUGUUGAAAUUGAUCUAAAGCCAGUCUGCAAAUACUGUUAUGAGAAAAUGCCAGAAGAGUUUAAGAGGCGACUUGCCAAACGGGAGAGAGAAGCAAAGGAUAAGGACAAGCAGAGAAAGAGAAAGCCAGUGUGUCUGUAAACGUUCUUUUCCCUCCACACCAUUCUCAUUGAUUCUCUGUGGAAUAAAUUUGUGGAGUUUGACAUGAAGCCAGUCUGUAAGAAGUGCUACGAGAAAUUUCCUUUGGAGCUGAAGAAAAGACUUAAGAAACUAUCUGAGACCUUAGGAAGGAAAUAACUUUUGGUGUCUUUUUUCUCUCUCUUCUAAUCAAUAUUACUUAACUGGAUCGACCCUGAUCCACCCUUGCUUAAAACUAUAUCAAAGCAUUAGAGAAAAUGGUUUUCUUCAUUUCCCUUUUCUCACUUAAAACGAAAGAAAAUGUUUAUUUCUAUAUAAAACACAGGUAAAAUCAGGACUUUCAUUUCUUUAGCCAUAUUAGUCUGUAGGCAUUUUAAGUAUAUAACCAAAAAACAAAGAAACAAAAAUGUUAAAGGGUAGUUUUAAUUAAGCCGCCCAAAAUAUGAAUUUAACUCUUCAGAAUUAAACACCCGCCCUAUGGACCAACAGAAGCACUUGCUGCCAAACCUAGUGGACUAAGGUGAACCCUUAAGAAAGUGUCUGGGUCCAUGUGGGUCAUGUGGAACGAGAACUCACUCCCACAAGUUGUCCUCUAAGCUCCACAGACUGCCGUGGUGCAUGUGCACUAACACACAGUUAAAACAUAAUGAUCAACCGCUGUUCCAAAGAGUCAGCUUUCACAUGACUCACAUUUUAAAGGACUCCAAGCUUUGCUUUCCUUUAUAUAAGAAAAUCAUUUCCCAUUCCUAUACUGGGAACUAUAUAGGGAAGAUAAACUACCAACCCAAUUCCUAUGUAGUCAUGUGUUUAUCCAGUUAGCAUUGUCAAAGGAACAUGCAUAUUAGUAAGAAGUAAAAACAUUUCAGAAUGACUUGAUUCUUUAAUAAAUCACUACACUUAGUUUUCUAUUUCAUUCUCCUUAUAAAUUUUUUCUUCAUAAAAUUACUUAACAUACUUGUAGCUACUAAUGUGUCUUUUAUGUUUUUGAGCAAAACAAAAAAAAUACCAGUUAUCUGGAAAAUAACUGCAUGUAUUGUGACAUUGGGGAAAUGAAGCAUUUUAAAAAUAUGUUACACAAUUAUGCUUCUAUACUUAAUGUAAGAUACAUAGUAUUCAAAUGGGACAUGAAAUGCACUCUGCUGCAGCUCGGAAUGUAUUGCUUUCAAACGUGAGCAUGAGCCAGGUGUGGUGGCACUAGGCUUCAAUCCCAGUGCUCUGAAGGCAGAGGCAGGCAGGCCUCUGAGUCCUAGGUCAACCAGGGCUGCAUAUUAAAACUUUGUUUCAGAAAGAAUGACUGUAUUUCAUAUUACCUUUGUGCUAAUAUCUAUGCUUUAUACAUAAUCUAACUUGCCUUGCCUUAGAAAACUGCAUCCUAUAAUCAGGAAUUCUAGAUAUUUCCUAUAAUACCAAAAUAAGUAUUUUGACUGAGAUUCAUUAAUUUAGAAUUACUCACCACUGAUAAAAACUUUAAAAAUUCUUUUCUCAGGAAGCCAAUGAAAGUUAAUUCCCAUCCUCUUAUUAGAACUAUGCUGAUGUAUUCAAACAUUUUAAUGAACCCUUUUUCAUUUCAGAUGUCAUAACUGGGUUUUAUGUACUAUAAAGUAGUAAAACAGUAUAAAUGAUACUUUUAGAUUGAAAGAGGGUAGUAAGAGUAUCAUCUUUAAAAAUCAGUGAGUUCUAUUUUAUAAAAAUUUUCAUCUUGAAAUGUCCAGACCAUUCAUUUUGUAUAAACUCAAUAUGCAAAAGUAUGAACAUUUUAAAUUUUUUCUCUGCUGCUAACAUGUUGCCUUCUUUUUCUCAGUCGCCAAGAUAUAUUUCAUAAACAUUGCUAGAUAUGGUGACUCACAUUGUAGUCUCAGCACUUGGGAGGCUGAGGCAGAAAGAUUGCCAUGAGUUGGAGACAAAUCCUAGGUUACAGUGUGAGAUGCUAUCCCCCAAAAUAUCCCCACAAACAAACACUAGUGUAUUGUUUUGCCAUAAAGAAUAUCUCAGGAACUUAGGAAAACGCUCAGUCAUUAAUGGACUCACACCAGCCUUAGGACCUGAGUUUGAACUUGGAGGCAAGCAGAUCCCUGGAUUUACGAGGUAGCCAACUCAGCCUAACUAGUGAGUCCCACAUCCAAGGGGGAAAUCCUGUAUCAAAAAAAAGUAAGGUGGAUGGCUCCUGAGGAAAGACAGCCAAGAUUGAUAUCUGGCCUACACACACACACACACACACACACACACACACACACACACACACGUGCACAUUCAGAAAUAACAGAUGGACACACACACACAGGCUAUCUCAGGAUGUUGUUACUCUGCCAUUAAAAGUUUGUAAUCAUGAAUUUUUAGAGUACUUGGUUAUGCACAUUAUGGAAUACAUUUCUGUUUUUAUAUAACUAACUUAUAACCAAUCAUUUUAUUUCCUAAUGUUCUUUCGGAAUGAAUUAUAAGUGAUUAGAAAUAGACAUGUUUUGUGUUUGCUUAGCAUUUUAAAUUUUCCUUGCUUUUGACAAUAAGAACCAAAAUUUCUUCAGUGUGCCUUUAUGAGCUAAGAAUAACUAGCAGUGAUUACCUUAAAAGUAUUUAUGAACUAUUUUACAUGCAUUUAGACAAAUAGAAUUUGUAGUCUAGGGUCUUGAUGCUAAGCUCUUACAUACGUCACUGAAAGUAUGGAGCAAAAAAGCAGGCAUUCCCUUGCUUACUCCGUCACUUUAGAGGUGUGUGGCCUGCGCCUGACUGCCUUUGCUUACGAGACACCGCUUAGCCAGAGUCCUCACUGCUGUCUUUGCUCACUUCUCUCAGACAGGAAUAUUCCAGGAGGUUUGAUCUCAUAGUUAUAUAGUAAUUCAUCUAGAGAUGGUGCUUUUCAUUGUGGGGUGUAUCAUGAGAGCCCUUAGUGUGGAAGAAGAGAGAGGUCUAAUGGGGCCAAGACAAAGACUGCAUCUAGUUCCUACUAGUUGUGGGGUUUUACUGGCUGCUGGCAUUUGUCAGUGAACAUCUCUGUUUUAGUUUCUGUAAACAAUCUAAAAUAAUUCAUUGUGCUUAUGAAAUUUCUAAGUGCCCUUUUUGUCCUUAGUUAACCUAAUGUAACAUGGAAAAUGGAUA
Arvicanthis niloticus (Nile rat) is the source of this 4299-nucleotide messenger RNA. It is a transcript of the gene Lims1, whose product is annotated as LIM zinc finger domain containing 1. Gene Ontology annotation, biological process: positive regulation of substrate adhesion-dependent cell spreading; cell-cell adhesion; cell-cell junction organization. NCBI's taxonomy places the organism in Eukaryota, Metazoa, Chordata, Mammalia, Rodentia, Muridae. The record is from RefSeq and is a predicted model, not a curated record. Gene Ontology annotation, cellular component: cytoplasm; focal adhesion; cell-cell junction.